Molecule: messenger RNA, 1146 nt
Organism: Propithecus coquereli (Coquerel's sifaka)
Lineage: Eukaryota; Metazoa; Chordata; Mammalia; Primates; Indriidae
Product: chymosin-like
Exons: 9
Coding region: 1-1146 (381 amino acids)
Biological process (GO): proteolysis
Molecular function (GO): aspartic-type endopeptidase activity
Source: RefSeq, a predicted model, not a curated record
AUGAGGUGCCCGGUGGUGCUCUUUGCAGUCCUUGCUCUCUCCCAGGGCAGUGAGAUCGCCAGGAUCCCUCUGCACAAAGGGAAGUCGCUGAGGAGGGCCCUGGAGGAGCGUGGGCUCCUGGGGGACUUUCUGAGGGAACACCAGUAUGCGAUCAGACGGAAGUAUUCCAGCUUUGGGGAGGUGGCCAGCGAGUCUCUGACCAGCUACCUGGAUAGCGAGUACUUCGGGAAGGUCUCCAUUGGGACCCCGCCCCAGGAAUUCACCGUGGUGUUUGACACGGGCUCCUCGGACCUCUGGGUGCCCUCCAUCUACUGCACCAGCAAUGCCUGCCAAAACCACCACCGCUUUGACCCGUCCAAGUCCCGCACCUUCCAGAUGCUGAGCAAGUCCCUGUCCAUCCGGGAUGGCCUGGGCAGCAUGCAGGGCUUUCUGGGCUACGACACUGUCACCGUCUCCACCAUUGUGGACACCCACCAGACCGUGGGCCUGCGCACCCAGGAACCUGGCUUCAUCUUCACCUACUCCGAGUUUGACGGGAUCCUGGGGCUCGCAUACCCCUCUCUUGCCUCCGACUACUUCAUGCCCGUGUUCGACACCAUGAUGAACAGAUACCUGGUGGCCCAUGACCUGUUCUCAGUUUACAUAAGCAGGAAUGACCAGGGGAGCACGCUCACGCUGGGGGCCAUCAACCCGUUCUACUACGCAGGCAGCCUGCACUGGGUGCCCGUGACCAGGCAGGCAUACUGGCAGUUCACCGUGAACAGUGUCACCAUCCAUGGUGUCACGGUGGCCUGUGACAACAGCUGUCAGGCCAUCCUGGACACGGGUACCUCCUUGCUGGUUGGGCCCAGCAGUGACAUCCUCAACAUCCAGAAGGCCAUUGGAGCCACAGAGGGCCAGUAUGGCCUGUUUGACAUCGACUGCGCAAGCCUGAGUAGCAUGCCCACGGUUGUCUUUGAGAUCCACCACAAAGAGUUCCCAUUGCCACCCACUGCCUACACCAGCCAGGACCAAGGCUCCUGCUCCAGCGGUUUCCAGGGUGAUGAUCAUUCCCAGCAGUGGAUCCUGGGGGAUGUCUUCAUCCGGGAGUACUACAGCGUCUUUGACAGGGCCAACAACCGCGUGGGACUGGCUAAGGCUGUCUGA